Messenger RNA from Adineta steineri, 870 nucleotides. Lineage: Eukaryota; Metazoa; Rotifera; Eurotatoria; Adinetida; Adinetidae. The record is from the annotation of a GenBank genome assembly.
AUGAAAAGAGUAUGGACUGGUUCACCAAUAACAAAAAAUAUAUCACAUUUACUUCCAUCACCUAAUCAAAUUCUUAAUAAUCAACUUAAUUCUAUUAGUAAUCAAGAUUUAAUUGAACCAAUAGAACCAUUUAAUGAAUUAGCUGCUUAUUUUGCUCAAAUGGCAAUUAAAGAUCUUGAUUUAAAUCAACAACAUCAUCCAUUAUUAAAUACAUGUCGUUCUCUUGCUUCAACUUUACACUCGGAACAAGUAACAUGGCAUUCAAUACAACUUCGUGUUAUUGAAUUAAUUGAACGUUUUCCUCGUUUAAAACCAUUUUUGAUAAUAUUAAAUAAAUAUGGUUUACAUUUAGAAGAUAUUCUUAAUGGAGAAAAAAAUGGAUUAGAUAUAUUUUUUGGUGAUGAUGAAAUUAAACAAAUUUUUCAUUUGAUUUGUCAACAUAUACAAUUACAAUAUGAACAAACUAAAGAUAAUUCAUUUGAGAAUUAUCGAUUACGUAUAUUUUGGUUAACUGAUAGUGGUUGUUCAGAUGUUUUACCUAUUCUUGAUCUUUUUCUUAAUUUGUCACAACAAACAGGUUUAUUAAUUGAUUUAUAUUAUGCAGAUUCUGAUUCAAUCCAACUUGCAAAUGCUCGACAAACAUUUACUACACAUAUAAAUAAUCAAACAAAAAAUUUCUCUAUUAUUUAUGAUAAAACAAUUGAUUUAUAUGAUAGUAAAACACUUGAAAAAAUACCAAUAGAAUCAUUUCAUAUUAUAUUUUCUUCUAAUCAACUUCAGGGAAAUCAAGAUUUAACAAAAAAGAAUUCUUUAAUUACUCGAAAUAGUUUAUAUUUCUCAUUAUUUUCAUCUUAUUUUUGGUUUUAUUGA